This is a messenger RNA of Pipistrellus nathusii (Nathusius's pipistrelle), 1677 nucleotides long. NCBI's taxonomy places the organism in Eukaryota, Metazoa, Chordata, Mammalia, Chiroptera, Vespertilionidae. The record is from the annotation of a GenBank genome assembly.
AUGGCUUAUCCUGAGGAGCAAGGAGGCAGCCCCGGUGGGUUCAUCCGCCAGAACUCCGGCAGCUCCGUUUCCUUGGACUUCGAGCACCACACUGAGUACCGGUUUGUGGAGCAGUUGGAAGAGCGGUACAAGUGUGCCUUCUGCCACUCGGUGCUUCACAAUCCCCAUCAGACAGGUUGUGGGCACCGCUUCUGCCAGCACUGCAUCCUGGCGCUGAGAGAAUUAAAUGCAGUGCCACUCUGCCCUGUAGAUAAGGAAGUUAUUAAAUCCCAUGAGGUGUUUAAGGACAAUUGCUGCAAAAGGGAAGUCCUCAACUUAUAUGUGUAUUGCAAAAAUGCUCCCAGGUGUAACGCCAAGAUUACUCUGGGACGAUAUCAGGACCACCUUCUGCAGUGCUUAUUUCAAGCUGUGCAGUGUUCCAAUGAGAGCUGUCAGCAGUCAGUCCUCCGGAAAGAUCUGAAAGAGCAUCUGAGCGCCGACUGCCAGUUUCGAGAGGAAAAAUGCAUUUAUUGCAAAAAGGAGGUGGUCGUCAUCCAUCUACAGAAUCACGAAGAAAACUUGUGUCCCGAGUACCCAGUGCCUUGUCCCAACAAGUGUUCGCAUGUUAUUCCCAGAUCUGAGGUGGACAAACACCUGGCUGUGUGUCCUGAGGCGGAGCAAGACUGUCCUUUCAAGCACUAUGGCUGUCGUGUAAAGGGUAAACGGUUAAACCUGAAGGAGCAUGAGAACUCAGCCUUACGGGACCACAUGCUUCUCGUUUUAGAAAAGAACUUGAAAUUAGAAGAACAGAUCUCUGACUUACAUAAGAGCCUAGAACAGAAAGAAAGUAAAAUCCAGCAGCUCACAGAAACUGUAAAGAAAUUCGAAAAGGAGUUCAAGCAGUUCACACAGCUGUUUGGCAAAAACGGCAACUUUCCCUCAAACAUCCAGGUUCUUGCCAGUCACAUUGACAAGUCGGCUUGGCUAGAAGCUCAAGUGCGUCAGUUAUUACAGAUGGCAAACCAGCAACAAAAUAGACUUGAUCUGAGGCCUUUGGUGGAAACGAUUGAUACAGUGAAAGAGAAGAUCACCCUGCUGGAAAGCAAUGAUCAAAGAUUAGUUGUCCUGGAAGGGGAGACGAGCAGACACGACGCCCACAUCAAUAUCCACAAAGCACAGCUGAAUAAGAACGAAGAGCGGUUCAAGCUGCUGGAAGGCGCCUGCUACAAUGGCAAGCUCAUCUGGAAGGUGACGGACUACGUGGCGAAGAAGAGAGAGGCGCUGGACGGGCACACGGUGUCCAUCUUCAGCCAGCCCUUCUACACCAGCCGGUGCGGCUACCGCCUCUGCGCCAGAGCCUACCUCAACGGGGACGGCUCCGGGAAGGGCACGCACCUGUCGCUGUACUUCGUGGUGAUGCGAGGGGAGUUUGACUCCCUGCUGCAGUGGCCGUUCCGGCAGAGGGUCACCCUGAUGCUGCUGGACCAGAGUGGCAAAAAGAACCACAUCGUGGAGACCUUCAAGGCCGACCCCAAUAGCAGCAGCUUUAAGCGUCCCGACGGGGAGAUGAACAUUGCCUCCGGCUGCCCGCGCUUCGUGGCUCACUCCGUCCUGGAGAACGCCAAGAGCACCUACAUCAAAGAUGACACCAUCUUCUUGAAAGUGACAGUGGAUUUAACUGACCUGGAGGAGCUCUAG